AUGACCGAAAAUACUGUGCUUAAUACAGUUUUAUACUUUAUUCUGGGUACCGUAGCCGGAUUUUCAACGUUUGCUUCGGGCGCGUUGUUUGGUACUGUUGGUGAACGUUUUCGAUGCCUUUUCGCUCCAAAUCUAGCAGUCAAUGUCGAAAAUAACAUCCAUUUGCUGUUUCAGAACAUACUGCGGCAGGACGCAUCGUUUUUUGAUAACGAACUUCACUCCACUGGUAAACUGACAGCACGUCUUGCUACUGACGCGCAGAAUGUUAAGGCGGCGAUUGAUCAACGUUUGGCGGAAGUUCUGCAGGGUGUUGUAUCAUUGUUUGCCGGUGUUAUAGUAGCGUUUUUAUUCGGCUGGAAUAUGGCUCCAAUCGGAAUCAUCACCUGUGUCAUUCUGGUAAUCUUACAAAGUGCUGUGUCACAAUAUCUCAAAUUUCGUGGCCAAAAAGAUGUUCGAGUCGCCGAAGAAGCUGCAAGUGUAAGAAAAUUUUCACGAAACUCUCAGAUAUGCAUUUACACCUUGCAAUUUCUGGGCUGA
Molecule: messenger RNA, 537 nt
Organism: Gongylonema pulchrum
Lineage: Eukaryota; Metazoa; Nematoda; Chromadorea; Rhabditida; Gongylonematidae
Source: the annotation of a GenBank genome assembly